UACCGAAAUUACAUCUGGAUUUCAUUUAUCGAAUUGACAGGUUGGCCUACAUGAACAUGCAUGCAGUUUUAGGAAGAUACGGAUUUAAAUUGAUUGGGGUUCAGUUUCUGUCCUUCUCUCAAUCCACGGCUCACCAGGAUAGUUGUAGAAGCUAGCUCCAGCUAUAAACCAUUAGAGUGAUGAGAGAAAAGGUUGAGAAAAGAGCAUAAAAAAUGGGAAAGUUGAAUUCAAGUCUCAUUUCUUCAGAUUAUCACAGUAUUCUACUUUUCCUACUUCUUUUAUCACAGUAUUCCAUUGAAGCAGCAUCUUGUGCCUCGAGAGUGAAGUUCCUUCCAGGAUUCGAGGGACCCCUUCCUUUUCUUCUUGAAACUGGGUAUGUGGGAGUGGGAGAAUCAGAAGAUGUCCAAACAUUUUAUUACUUCAUUGAGUCAGAUAACAAUCCCAAAGAAGAUCCUCUCCUGCUUUGGCUAUCCGGUGGCCAUGGUUGUUCAUCCCUAACUGCCUUUUUACUUGAAAUAGGUCCAGUUGCAAUAAAACAGGAGGAAUACAAUGGAGGUCCACCCAACUUGAUCCUCAGGAAUCAAUCAUGGAACAAGGUUAGUAGCAUUAUAUAUGCAGACUUGCCUUUUUCAACAGGCUUUAGUUAUGCCAGAACAGAACUUGCUGUUCAAAGAAGUGAUACGUUGUUUGUUGAUCAAGCCCAUGAAUUUCUAAGGAAGUGGUUAAUUGAUCAUCCAAAUUUUUUGUCGAACGAAGUUUACAUUGCUGGUAGUUCAUAUUCUGGCAUUCCCAUUCCAGCAAUUGUUCAAGAAAUUGCACAAGCUAACGAAGAAGGGAUUCAACCAAAGAUAAAUAUCCAGCUUGUAUCAGGACUUUAUAGUUCCAAUAUUUUGGAGCCGUUGUGUGUGUUCGAUGAACUUGAAUCUCCUUUGAGAAGAUCCCUAAUUAAGAAAUUUUCUGAAGAGCAUUUCUUGAAAACUGAUCUCAAAGUGUCAGACGUAACAUGUCCGACUUAUACAUCACUCCUUAUGACUUAUUGGGCAAAUGAUGAUACUGUUCGAACUGCACUUAAUGUCCGCAAGGGAAGUAUAGGAACAUGGACUCGUUGUAAUCAUGAUAAAGAUUACAAGAAGGAUAUUUCAAGCAGCCUUGAAUAUCACGCAAAUCUUAGUAAAAAAGGAUAUCGUUCAUUAAUAUACAAUGGCGAUCAUGACUUGUUGGCUACUUUCUUGGCAACUGAAGAAUGGAUAAAAUCUUUAAACUACUCAAUUGUUGAUGAUUGGAGGCCAUGGAUUUCAAAUGGCCAAGUUGCAGGAUACACAAGGACUUACUCCAAUCGGAUGACAUUUGCAACUGUGAAGGGUGCGGGCCACAAAGCUACGGCUGACAAAUCCGGAGAAUGUUAUGACAUGUUCAGUAAAUGGAUAUCUAAGAAGGCUUUGUAGGAAAUUAAAACAAAGGCCAUUUAAGAUGCUGCAAAGGACAGAAUUUAUCUGUUUCCUAAUAAAUGUGUUCUAAUGAACCCAAACAUAGUAUUAUACCUUCAAAUAUAAAAGGAGGGAUUAAGUUUUUUUU
Vigna radiata var. radiata (mung bean) is the source of this 1575-nucleotide messenger RNA. RefSeq names its product serine carboxypeptidase-like 11. Bases 213 to 1445 code for a protein of 410 amino acids. The record is from RefSeq and is a predicted model, not a curated record. NCBI's taxonomy places the organism in Eukaryota, Viridiplantae, Streptophyta, Magnoliopsida, Fabales, Fabaceae. The transcript has 12 exons. Gene Ontology annotation, molecular function: acyltransferase activity, transferring groups other than amino-acyl groups; serine-type carboxypeptidase activity. Gene Ontology annotation, biological process: proteolysis; secondary metabolic process.